GAACUUCCCCUAACUCAACAGACUCAACGUUUACCAAGAAAUGGGACUAGCUUUGAAAAUCACGAAGUCAUCACAGGAAAUGAGGGUGUUUCUGCUGAGUUUGGAGAAAGACAUCAGCCAAGUCAAACUGGUCUUUGCAGAAACAGCCUCCCACAGCAGAGUGAGGAGGAAAAGGGUUAUUCCAGCUUGUCGCAAACACACAGCAUGAAGCAGAGGAAGGCUAGUGACAUUAUGAAAGAUGAAGGCGAACAACUAGAUUCCUCAGCUCGAUCAACUAAUCUCCUCCACUAUAAACCACGUCUUGCUCCUUUGAAGAUUUCUACAUCUGAAACGCUGAAGGAGUUUUAAAGAGCAAAAGGAGUGAAAGACCCAAAAAACAGCCAAUACAGAAAGCUGGAGAUGGGUUGAAAAAACAAAAAAAGAGUUUGAAGAAAGAGAAACACCAAAGUCAGACAGAGUUUGUUG
Thamnophis sirtalis is the source of this 465-nucleotide messenger RNA. The record is from RefSeq and is a predicted model, not a curated record. NCBI's taxonomy places the organism in Eukaryota, Metazoa, Chordata, Lepidosauria, Squamata, Natricidae.